Molecule: messenger RNA, 210 nt
Organism: Racocetra persica
Lineage: Eukaryota; Fungi; Glomeromycota; Glomeromycetes; Diversisporales; Gigasporaceae
Source: the annotation of a GenBank genome assembly
AAAGGCAUUGAAGACAAAGACCAAACUAGAAAUGACUCAGAUGAAAAAGAUAUUAUUGACGAAAUUUCAGGACUUAAUUUGGAGAAAUUAUUUACUACUCGGAAGACAAAACCGGACGUAAUGCUCCUUUGGGCUGGCGUCAGAACUGAGAAAAUUGAACUAGUUGGGUCCAGUGUGCUUGGUGUUACGACCAAUGACAAAUGGAAUUAG